AUGGCGCCGCGUAACCCCACGAGACGAGCCGCCGAGCCGCAGCACGUCCGCCGCAAGCACGCCGCCCCCGGCACCGCCCUCGAGGACUCGGACGAGGAGGCGCUGGGAAGCGACGACCUGCCGUGGGAAUGGAUCUACAACGUCGAGGAGCCGGCGCACGACGAUGACGGCGACGACGGCGGCGGCGAGGGCGACAGGAAGAGGAGGAAGGUGUCGGGCAGCAAGAUCGUCGGCGCGCGCAUGGGCAGCCUCCAGUGCCGCGUCGGGGAUUGCGUGCUCCUCAAGGCGGACGGGUCCAACGACGCUUGGGUGGCCAUUAUUUGCGAGUUCAUCGAUGGCGAUGCCGACGGCGACAUGGCUGCCAACUUUAUGUGGUUCUCGACCGAGAAGGAGAUUCGAAACAGGAACAAGAAGCGCAACGAUUUCUACUGGAACGAGCUCUACAUUUCGCCUUCCUGGGACGUCAACCCCCUUGCUUCCAUCAACGGCAAGGCUAAGGUCAUGUCACUCGAGGCCUUUCUCAAAAAGUUCCCCUCAGGCAAGGUGGCGCGCCAUCUCCCCGACUUUGGCAGGACCUUCAUCUGCCGACGGGGCUGCAACACCCGCACGGCCACGUAUACGGACGAGUUCGUCUGGGAGGACAUCUACCGCGGCGGGGACGACGUCUUCGACCUGAUUGAGCGCACAGAGCAAGACACAAAGGCCGUGCGCAGGCGCCGCAAGCCCCGGAGCCAGUCGCCGCACGAGGAUGCUUACCUACCCCCUCCCAAGACGCCGACAAAGCCCGCGCCCCGGCCAGCCGCGACGCCCCAGUCCAAGAAGAGGAGCGCUGCCAAAAGGCUCGAAUUCACCCCCUUGGCGACUCGCAAACUCUCGCCGAGCAAUGUCCAAUCAUCCCCCUUUCAAAUCGCACGCUCCCGCCUCCAUGUCUCGUCCGUACCAGCCUGCCUCCCGUGCCGCGAAGGCGAAUUUUCUCUCGUCUACUCGCACCUUGAGGCGGCCAUUGGCGAGGGCACUGGCAACUGCAUCUACAUAUCCGGCACGCCGGGCACGGGCAAGACCGCCACCGUGCGCGAGGUCAUCGCCCGGCUAGAGGAGGCCGUCGGCUCGGACGAGCUGGACGACUUCAUUUUUGUCGAGAUCAACGGCAUGAAAAUCACCGAUCCGCACCAGUCCUACACGCUGCUGUGGGAGGCCCUCAAAGGCCAACGCGCAAGUCCGUCGCAGGCCCUGGAUCUUCUUGAGCGCGAGUUUAGCAAUCCCAGUCCGCGGCGCAUUCCCUGCGUCGUCUUGAUGGACGAGCUUGACCAGCUCGUCACUAAAAACCAGGCCGUCAUGUACAACUUCUUCAACUGGCCUACGCUACGGCACAGUCGGCUCAUCGUCCUUGCGGUAGCCAACACCAUGGAUUUGCCCGAGCGGACGUUGAGCAACAAAAUCAGCAGUCGUCUGGGCCUCACACGCAUCACCUUUCCGGGCUACACACACGAUCAACUCAUGAAAAUCAUCCAGUCACGUCUCGAGGGCGUGCCCGGCGAUGUUGUAGACCCGGACGCGGUUCAGUUCGCCAGCCGCAAAGUCGCCGCCGUCAGCGGCGACGCCCGAAGAGCCCUCGACAUCUGCCGCCGCGCCGUCGAGCUCGCCGAGGGCGACGCCCAAGGCGACCCUCAGACACCGAGCAAAUCGGGAUCCCACAACCAAGCGCGGCGCGGGCGAGUCACCAUAGCCACCGUCAAAAAGGCCAUCAACGAGGCAACCACCAAUCCCGUCCAGCAACACCUUCGCAGCCUCCCGCUCAUGUCAAAGCUCAUCAUGGCGGCGCUGCUGCUGCGGAACCGAAGGACCGGCCUCGUGGAGACGACGUUUGGGGAUACUCUGGAUGAGCUGCAACGAGCAACAGCCCAUUCCGCGCCGACGAACCCUGGUAUGGCCAUGAUCCUCGGCGACGGCUCAAAAGGGACUCCAGGGACGGGUCGUCGGAUCGUGAGCAGGCCCCGCUAUGUUCACACUGCAGCUCUAGACCUUGUGGGCGCCGGGUUGGUGCACUUGGAGGCCCAUCGGGCCGAGAGAUCUAGCAAGCUGCGGCUUGCAAUAGCCGACGACGAAGUAAAGAUGGCUCUCCGUGAUGACGGAGAGCUCAAGUCCAUGGGUAUUGGGAUAUGA
Hirsutella rhossiliensis is the source of this 2163-nucleotide messenger RNA. RefSeq names its product ATPase family associated with various cellular activities (AAA) domain-containing protein. Gene Ontology annotation, cellular component: nuclear origin of replication recognition complex. The transcript is spliced from 4 exons. The record is from RefSeq and is a predicted model, not a curated record. Gene Ontology annotation, molecular function: ATP binding; ATP hydrolysis activity; DNA replication origin binding. Bases 1 to 2163 code for a protein of 720 amino acids. Gene Ontology annotation, biological process: DNA replication initiation; mitotic DNA replication checkpoint signaling. Lineage: Eukaryota; Fungi; Ascomycota; Sordariomycetes; Hypocreales; Ophiocordycipitaceae.